CGGGCGGCGAUGCCGCUGGAGCAGGCGCAGGCCGCGCUGUACGUGGUGCUGGAGCUGGCGCUGGCCGCGCUGGCGGUGGCCGGCAAUGUGCUGGUGUGCGCGGCGGUGGGCGCCUCGAGCACGCUGCAGACGCCCACCAACUACUUCCUGGUGUCCCUGGCGGCGGCCGACGUGGCCGUGGGGCUCUUCGCCAUCCCCUUCGCCGUCACUAUCAGCCUGGGCUUCUGCACCGACUUCCACAGCUGCCUCUUCCUCGCCUGCUUCGUGCUCGUGGUCACGCAGAGCUCCAUCUUCAGCCUCCUGGCCGUGGCCGUCGACAGGUACCUGGCCGUGCGCGUCCCGCUCAGGUACAAGAGUUUGGUCACUGGGGCCCGAGCAAGAGGAGUCAUCGCCGCCCUCUGGGUCCUCGCCUUUGGCAUCGGCCUGACCCCGUUCCUGGGGUGGAACGGCAAAGACAGCGCCGCCAACUGCACGGAGCCCUGGGAGGGAACCACGAACGCCAGCUGCUGCCUGGUGAGGUGUCUUUUUGAGAACGUGGUCCCCAUGAGCUACAUGGUGUACUUCAACUUCUUUGGGUGCGUCCUGCCCCCGCUGCUCGCCACGCUCGCCAUCUACGCCAAGAUCUUCCUGGUGGCCCGCAGGCAGCUCCAGCGCAUGGGGCUCACGGACCACUCGAGGGCCGCCCUCCAGCGGGAGGUCCACGCGGCCAAGUCCCCGGCCCUGAUCGUGGGGAUCUUUGCUCUGUGCUGGCUGCCGGUGCACGCCGUCAACUGCGCCACGCUCUUCCAGCCAGCCUGGGCCAAGGAGAAGCCCAAGUGGGCCAUGAACACGGCCAUCCUCCUGUCGCACGCCAACUCGGUCGUCAACCCCAUCGUCUACGCCUACCGGAACCGAGACUUCCGCCACGCUUUCCACAGAAUCAUCUCCAGGUACGUCCUCUGCCGGCCGGACGUCCGCAAGCGUGGGGCUGGGCGGGCAGGGGCGCAGCCUGCUCUCCAGGUGGGCCUGUGACCUAGGCUCCGGCCUCUUCGAGGAGAAGGCACAGGUUCAGUAACAAGGGGACGCGGCGUGGCUGGCGGAUUCUCACCGGAAGGACAGCUGCCCCUCGCAGG
Messenger RNA from Kogia breviceps (pygmy sperm whale), 1112 nucleotides. RefSeq names its product adenosine A2b receptor (gene ADORA2B). NCBI's taxonomy places the organism in Eukaryota, Metazoa, Chordata, Mammalia, Artiodactyla, Physeteridae. Gene Ontology annotation, biological process: vasodilation; G protein-coupled adenosine receptor signaling pathway; adenylate cyclase-activating G protein-coupled receptor signaling pathway. The record is from RefSeq and is a predicted model, not a curated record. Gene Ontology annotation, molecular function: G protein-coupled adenosine receptor activity. Gene Ontology annotation, cellular component: plasma membrane.